This is a messenger RNA of Dromaius novaehollandiae (emu), 1727 nucleotides long. RefSeq names its product claudin 23 (gene CLDN23). NCBI's taxonomy places the organism in Eukaryota, Metazoa, Chordata, Aves, Casuariiformes, Dromaiidae. Gene Ontology annotation, molecular function: structural molecule activity. The coding region runs from base 265 to 966 and encodes 233 amino acids. Gene Ontology annotation, cellular component: plasma membrane; bicellular tight junction. The record is from RefSeq and is a predicted model, not a curated record. Gene Ontology annotation, biological process: bicellular tight junction assembly; cell adhesion. The transcript has a single exon.
CGGGCACCUCCCCGCAACCCCGGCCGCAGCAAGCCGGGGGCCCCGUCGCCUGCUCCGCGCACCUGCUCGCCUUCACCAGAUGCAUCUCCAGGGGGUACCGCUACCGGCUCCGAGCAGCCCCAGGGCACCAGCACCAUCCCUUCUUCCCUGGGCAACGGGCACCGGCAGUGACCCCCCUCCCCGUGCUUCCCGCACAGACCUGCCUGUCCGCAGCGAGCAGGCUCUGGAAACCUGCACCGUAGCCGCUUCGCCCGCCUCCUGGGCAUGAGGACGCCGGCGGCAAUGAUCGUGGGGCUGGUGCUGUGCCCCUGCGGGCUGCUGCUGACGCUCACGGGCACGCUGACGCCCAAAUGGAGGCAGGUGAGCCGCAUCCCCGACCAGCCCACCGACCUGGUGCUGGAGCAGGGCAUCUGGGACGUGUGCAGCGAGCGGCAGAGCAGCCACUUGCGCCUCUGCGGGCAGGCUGACGAGCUGGGCUACUUCGAGCAGAUGCCCGUGCGGGUGGCCAGGGGACUGAUGCCCGCCUCGCUGGUGGUCACCCUCCUGGGCUUGGUGGUGGCCGCCCUGGGCGUGCGCUGCUGGCAGGAGGAGCCGCGGCACACGCUCGCCGGGGCGGCGGGGCUCGUGCUACUCCUCUCCGGGCUGCUGAGCCUCAUAUCCGUCUCCUGGUACACCCACAAGCUGUGGGCGCUGCCCGCGCCGGCCAGCAGCACGCUGGCCGUGGGCUACAGCUUGGUGCUGAGCUACCUGGGCAGCUGCCUGGAGAUCCUGGGCGGGCUGGCCCUGGCCCUCAGCUUCCACCGCUGCUGCCAGGAGCGCCGGGCCCUCAAGUCACCUCCCAGCCCCACACCAGCGCCCGGGAGCCGCACCACCGCCAGGGCCUACCACAACCCUGCGGAUGUGCUGCGGGAUGAGCGAGACGGACGGGGAUGGAGGAGCACCCUGCCUUGCGACUCCGACCUUUAGCCCCGGUGCGGCGGGCAGCAACAGGCCCUGAUCUGCCCGCCGGCACCAAGAGCAGCGUGGGCUCCUACCUUUCCGGGCCAUAGCCUUUGCUAAGGGCACCUCAGAGCAGACUGGAAACAGCCCAGGGACCCAGCUUGCAUGUCUACAGCCUCCUCGCAAGCGCGCCAUGCUCCAGGCUCUGUGACUGCACCGAAGUUGGGCUGGGGUUAGGACCAGCGCUGGCUCCAGCCUGCCCGCCACUUCCCCCUGCACAGCUCUGUGCAUGGCCCAUCAGCUUGGGUGAAGGCAGCGCUGGCGUUCCCCACGUGAGCAGAGCAAAGGUUAGCGCCGCACGGCUCUCAAGGCCGGGAAGAGGGGAGUGGAGCACCUUCUGCACACCUCUGCUCAACUCCAGGCUGUGUGCAUACCGAAAUAAAUGAAGAGGAACGGGUUUGUGCUGCAGGGAGGGUGGUCAUGGGCUUUCUGCCAGCUGGGCUGGACUGGGAGCGGUGGGCAUGGCCAACCAAGCUCCCCACACUCCACCUGAAGCGGGGGAAAAUGGUCUGCAAGGGGACAGGGGGGGGUUCGUAGCAGCUUCCUAAAGGACUUUUCCCUCCAUGGUCACAAUCAGCUCAGGAGGUUUCUCCUUCCUCGAGCACAACCGUUUCAGGGAGCAAGAGAGGACAGAGAAAAAUAACAUAAACUUCCCCCUGCGAGGCAGUAAAACUGGUCUCACUGGUUUGUAAGGGACACCUAAAGAGCAGAGCCAUGCUAUAAAGACU